UUUUUGCAACUUUGGGAUGCCAUGCAUGAUCAGUUUAUUUCUUGUACCUAUUUUUCAGCUUCUUGAUGCCUUCUUUGGAUUCUUAGCUCGAAAGACAGAUUUUUAUUCUGGAGCUGGAAAGGAACAAGCACAAAAAAUGGUCAGGGAAAAGUUUGAACAAUACAGAAAAGUAGUUGCUGAAAGAAUGGAAAAAGAAAAAACAGAGAAAGAAUUAGAAGAGAAGAGGAGGCAAGAAAGAAUAGCCAAAAAAAAAGCAGAAGAAGAAAAGGAAAGACUAAAGGCUGAAGAAGAGCCAAAAAUCAAAGAACUGACUGAUGAAGAGGCAGAAAGAUUAGAGAAAGAGUUAAAAAAUAAUGGUACCAACACUGCUGUAGACAGUAAUGAACCAAAUGAUAACAAAGAUGAAAAUAAAGAAGAUUCAAAGCCAGCCAGUGAUGAUGAAGAAGAUGAAAAAGAUAAGGGAAAACUUAAACCAAAUAUUGGAAAUGGUGCUGACAUGCCCAAUUACUCAUGGACUCAAACAUUACAGGAAGUGGAGAUUAAGGUUCCAUUUAAAGUCAGUUUUCCACUUAAAGGAAAAGAUCUUGUUGUUAACAUCGAAAAAAGGAAACUAUGUAUUGGCCUAAAAGGACAUCCACCAGUUUUAGAUGGUAUGAUGUACAAUGAUGUGAAAAUAGAGGAGUCUACUUGGUGUAUUAUUGAUAAAAAAACACUUCUUAUAAAUAUAGAAAAGGUAAAUCAAAUGGAAUGGUGGAGUAGAAUUAUUACUACUGAACCAGAAAUUAACACACGCAAAGUACAGCCAGAAAAUUCUAAGCUUUCUGACCUGGAUGGUGAGACACGAUCAAUGGUAGAAAAAAUGAUGUAUGACCAACGACAGAAAGAAAUGGGACUACCAACAUCAGAUGAACAAAAGAAACAGGAUGUUUUGAAAAAAUUCAUGGAGCAACAUCCAGAAAUGGACUUUUCAAAGUGCAAGUUUUCAUAAAAUGUAAUUUUUUUUUUACUGUGCUCAUGCUCAUCAUGUAUUAACUUUUCAAAACCAUUGAUUUAAUUUAGUAUUAGCAACUUCAGAAAAUAUUUGAUUGUAUAUUUGGUUUAUCUUAAAAAUGUUUUCAUUAUUCCCAGUUUCUUGAAUGCAACUGAUUGAAAAAAGGUUAAUGAAGAAACUAAACACAUUCAUAACUUGUCAUGAGGUCUUGUUUAUUCUUUUACAAAAAGCACAUAUAUGUGAUAUUUUAAUUCAUUUCAGUUCAAACUCACAAAACUUUGACGUAAAAAUAAACAUAAAAUAUACUAAAA
Physella acuta is the source of this 1302-nucleotide messenger RNA. Its product is annotated as nuclear migration protein nudC. The record is from RefSeq and is a predicted model, not a curated record. Gene Ontology annotation, biological process: protein folding. Gene Ontology annotation, cellular component: cytoplasm. NCBI's taxonomy places the organism in Eukaryota, Metazoa, Mollusca, Gastropoda, Physidae.